Messenger RNA from Adineta ricciae, 852 nucleotides. NCBI's taxonomy places the organism in Eukaryota, Metazoa, Rotifera, Eurotatoria, Adinetida, Adinetidae. The record is from the annotation of a GenBank genome assembly.
AUGAACAUAAUCGUCUUCUCAGCCGAUGAUCCCUAUCGCAAUAAGCCAUGCACGUUCUUUUUGAUGAUAGCAGCGAUUGCACAUAGCGUUCAUCUGCUGAGUGCAACAUUAACGCGUAUUCUUGCAACGGGUUUCGAUAAAGAUUUUAGUACUAUGUCGAUUGUUUGGUGCAAAAUGCGACAGUAUAAUAUAGCCACUGCCGCUGGUAUAUCAUUAACAUGCCAAUGGCUCGCAGCUGUUGAUCAGUUUCUGAUAACAUCACGCUCGGUUCGUCUACGACAACUAAGUUGCAUUAAACGAGCUCGUCGGAUUGGCAUCGGUGUUGCCGUUUUCUGGAUAGUUCAAAGUGUGCCAUAUCUCGUCUUUGUCGACUUACGUUCAAAUGUUUGUACUAUCUGCAAUUCAUUCUGGCAAGUCUAUAAUGCUUACAUUGACUUUUGGUGUUUUUAUACAAUACUUCCAGUUCUGAUGAUGACUAUAUUCGGUAUACUUGCAUAUCGGAAUGUACGUGCUCUGAAAGACAUGCGGAAGUCACAAGGUGUUGAUCGGCAACUCACUCACAUGGUUUGUGGACAAAUUGUAUUGAUUAUUGUUUAUGUUGCGCCCUAUGCAACAUUUAAUGCUUAUUCGUUAAUAACAGCGGCUGUAAUUAAAACUCUUGAACAGAAAAGUAUUGAUUAUUUACUGGCUAAUAUUACCGGUCUGCUGAGUGUCUUUGGAGCUGGGGGUACCUUCUAUAUCUUCCUCCUUGUGUCAAGUAAAUUUCGCAAACAAGUCAAACGACGUCUCUACUGCGGUCUCUUGAAGUCAAAUACUAUCCUGCCUGCGAAUGGAAACAUAACUACAAUCUGA